Populus trichocarpa (black cottonwood) is the source of this 2214-nucleotide messenger RNA. Its product is annotated as KH domain-containing protein HEN4. NCBI's taxonomy places the organism in Eukaryota, Viridiplantae, Streptophyta, Magnoliopsida, Malpighiales, Salicaceae. Gene Ontology annotation, biological process: regulation of gene expression. Gene Ontology annotation, cellular component: nucleus; cytoplasm. Gene Ontology annotation, molecular function: mRNA binding. The coding region runs from base 77 to 2002 and encodes 641 amino acids. The record is from RefSeq and is a predicted model, not a curated record. The transcript is spliced from 7 exons.
UCCCUAAAAUUAUAAAAAGGACCCAACUUGUGCUGUUUAGCUGACUCACUGUGCACAGUCAGUGAGGCGCUGCAACAUGGACACUCCUCCAAUAACUCCCACCAAACGCUCCCAAACCGAACCCACACAAAUCCGGAUCCUCUGCCCGUCACUAAAAACCGGCGCCGUCAUCGGCAAAGGCGGCUCCACCGUCCGUCAUAUCCAAUCUCUCACCGGCGCCAAAAUCCGCCUCCUUGACGACCCUCACAUUCCCUAUUGCGAAGACCGCAUAAUCCUCAUUACCCUGAACAGUGGCAAGGUCCCCAAAUCAGACGACUCCAACAACGCCACCUCCGAUCACAACAAAGAAGAUGCCAAUGACGGAGAGUGCAGUUCUGGUGGUGGUGGUGGUGAAGAGGAGGGGUGGGGUCCAGUGAAGAAAGCGGUGGUUAGGGUUUUUGAGAAGAUAGUGAAAGGGGACAGUGAGGAGGAGUUGAGCGAAGCUGUGGUGGUGACGUGUAAGGUUCUGAUUGGUAGUGGUGGUAGUAAUCAGGGAGGGAGUUUCUCUAAGGUUUUGGAGAAAAUUAGAGUGGAGAGUGGAGCGCAAGUUAGGGUUUCGAAUCGCGAGCAAAUUCCUGCUUGUGCUUCUCCUGGUGAUGAAUUGAUUCUGAUUACUGGAAGUUUUUCAGCUGUUAAGAAAGCACUCUUGUCUGUUUCGAGUUGUAUUCAAGAUAGCCCGAGAGCAGAAACUGCCAAUUUUGGUGCAGCGGGAUUCCAUGGAAAUGCUAUGCCUGCGCAAGGUGACUUGCAUCAGUGGGGUUAUGGACCUGGUAAUCAUGCUGCAGACUAUCAUCCAAGAGGGUAUUCUCCUAAUUUUGAAGAGGACGUUGUAUUUAGGCUGUUAUGCCAGGCUGAUAAAGUUGGCAGUUUGAUAGGGAAAGGUGGCUCUGUAGUACGGGCUUUGCAAAAUGAGACGGGUGCAUCUAUCAAAAUUGCUGAAGGUGUAUCUGAUUCAGAUGAACGUGUGGUUGUCAUAUCUGCAAGAGAGAAUUCAGAACAAAGACAUUCUCCUGCUCAGGAUGCUGUUAUUCGUGUGCAAUCCAGAAUUGCAGAGAUUGGAUUUGAGCGUGGUGCCAGAAUUGUUGCUCGGCUUCUUGUGCAUCCACAACAGAUAGGUGUUUUGUUGGGUAAAGGAGGCAAGAUCAUAAAUGAAAUGAGACAUGUUACUGGUGCUAGUAUAUGCAUAUUUCCAAAGGAGCAAGCUUCAAAGUAUGGUUCUCAAACUGAAGAAGUAGUUCAGGUUCUUGGCAGCUUGCAAGCUGUACGGGAUGCUCUAUUUCAAAUAACAAGCAGACUUCGGGACACUAUAUUUCCUGUGAAGCCACCAUUCUCAAACACUGCUCCCUUGCCUUAUCCACCACCCCCAUUUCCAGAAAUGCAUCCCCCUCAGUUUAGGCCAAGACCUAAUCCUACCUCUCCAGGUCCUUACCCUUCUCCUGUUGGACCUUUCCAAGGCAUGGAUCGUUCUGCUAUUCCCUCCCACCCCUUAGACCACCAGCCUCCAUUUUCAUAUGGUAUGGAUCGCAGUGGUCCACCAAAUUUGGACCGAGCUCCCUAUUCAUAUGGUAGCGAUAGACCAGGACAUGGUCCUCCAUUUGAAAGUUCUCCAAGAUCAUGGACUGCUCAGCCAUUUAGCAAUGGGAACCUAAGGGGAGGUGCUGAUCUAGGUUCUGGCUCGGUUGCAAGAAAUGGGCAUCCUGCAAGCAGUGGAAAUCUAGCACCGAGUAUGGCUGGCACAUCUGUUGAGGUUAUCAUUCCUCAAAAACUGCUGACUCAUGUAUAUGGAGAGAGUAAUAGUAAUUUGACUCAGAUCAGACAGAUUUCAGGUGCAAAUGUUCUCAUUCACGACCCAAAGCCCGGGGCAACCGAAGGUUUGGUGGUAGUGUCUGGAACAUCAGAUCAAAUGCGUGCUGCACAGAGCCUAAUCCAUGCCUUUAUUCUUUAUGGACAGACAAUUCAUUGACCAUCUACUUAGGCAAGUGGUGAUUUGUAUAAAACUAGGCAAGAGAUAUGCAUUUGAUUUUCGACAAAAACAAUAUGUAUAUACCAUGUUGUAGUUGUGCUCUUGCUUUUAUUUAAGCUUAGUAUGCUGUACCAUUUCGGGGCUUUGGUGUCCUACCUUGACAUGAUGACAGCAACUCAUUCCUCAGUGUAAAUAAAAUCGAGUUUCUACUA